Messenger RNA from Hordeum vulgare subsp. vulgare (domesticated barley), 1535 nucleotides. RefSeq lists its product as uncharacterized. Gene Ontology annotation, cellular component: chloroplast. Bases 71 to 1210 code for a protein of 379 amino acids. Gene Ontology annotation, biological process: chloroplast organization; regulation of DNA-templated transcription. Gene Ontology annotation, molecular function: double-stranded DNA binding. NCBI's taxonomy places the organism in Eukaryota, Viridiplantae, Streptophyta, Magnoliopsida, Poales, Poaceae. The transcript is spliced from 2 exons. The record is from RefSeq and is a predicted model, not a curated record.
CAGCUACAAGCCUACAACAUCCCCAAACUCCCAGCAGUCAAUCCGCCGCCGCCGCCGCCGCCGCGACGCCAUGCUCCAUCUCCGGAAGAUCUUCCUCUCCGCAUCUCAUGUCCCGACACCCUCCCUCCCCCCCCUCUUCCCGCUCCACCGCCUCCUCGCCGCCACCGCACCCGCUUCCCCAGAGCCGUUCGCCGUCGAGGACUACCUCGCCACCACCUGCGGCCUCUCCCGGCCCAAGGCGCGCAAGGCGUCCAAGAAGCUCGCCCACCUCAAGUCCUCCUCCAAGAUCGACGCCGUCCUCGCCUUCCUCGCCGCGCUCGACAUCUCCCCCUCAGGCGCCGCCGCCAUCGUCGCCGCCGACCCGCAGUUCCUCUGCGCCGAUGUGGAGCUGAACCUGGCCAAGCGCGUCGCCGAGCUCACGGGCCUCGGCCUCAAGCGCUCCCAGAUCGCGCGCCUCAUCCCGCUCGCCGGCGCCUCCUUCCGCACCGCCUCCCUCGGCCCCAACCUCGCCUUCUGGCUCCCGGUCUUCGGCUCCUUCGAGAGGCUCCUCAGGGCCAUGAAGGUGAACGGCGGCAUCCUCGCAGCGGACCUCGAGAAGGUCGGUAAGCCCAACCUGGCCCUUCUCCAGCAAUGCGGGAUAAGCGUCCGAGAUUUUUCAGAUACAUACCUUACCCGGGUGCUCACUAGGCUCCCCGAGUACGUCCAGAAUGCCGUGCUGUACAUCGACAAGCUUGGCGUGCCCCAGGAUUCCCCAAUGUUUCGCUAUGCGCUCAUGGCGUUUGCGUUUCAGAGCCAGGAGAAAAUUGACCGGAAAAUGGGGAUCCUUGAAAUGCUUGGUUGGUCACAGGAUGAUGUGUUGACCGCUGUGAGGAAGAUGCCGAGUAUGCUCACCAUGUCCGAGGAAAGGAUGCAGACAACUGUGAAUUUCUUGACAAGGGAUGUUGGGCUGGAGAUACCCUAUAUUGCUCGAAGGCCAGUGCUGGUCAUGUAUAGCUAUGAGCGCCGGUUGCUGCCACGGCAUUCCUUGCUAAAUAUUCUCAACGCCAAGGGUUUGCUUUAUCCUGAGCUUGACUUCUAUACUGUUAUCACGCUGACUGAGAAGAAGUUUCUGUACAAGUAUGUGCAUCCUUAUGAGAAGAGUAUUCCAGGCCUUGCUGCGACUUAUGCAUCUUACUGUGCUGAGAAGGUGCCGGAUGAAGUUUCUACCUGAAAAGAGAAAAUGCAACAAGAGACUCUGUGCAUGCUUGAUGUGGGAGCACGUUGCCGGAUUGUCGUGUUGGAAUAGCAUUUUAAGAUUUAUUUCAGACUUUUUGGUGAUCUGCGUUCAGUGGGAGGAGACGUUCUCGUCGACAACGGAGAAGUAUGUGGCGACUUCGGAAACCUCAAUAUGAUGUGCCGGCUUAGACUCUUGGAGGUGUUCAUAGAGGUAGGGUGUGCAUGCCUGCGUUCAUAGACAUGAGUGUACAUGCGUAUGUAUGAGUGUCUCCAACUGUAUUGUGUUGGAGAAAAAGAGAGUAAAUGUUCAUUUUUGCGUC